AUGGCCACGCUCCACUUUACACCAGUUCAUGAAACCAGCGAAGUUUUCUCCAUCUCGAACCAAGCUCUGAAGCUUACUACAACGGAAGAUAUUGAACCGCAUCUCAAAGAAUUGGAAAAGUUUUCGAAGGUAACUAAGCUUGACGUUUCUGGUAACACUAUUGGCAUUGAGGCGUCGCGUUCGUUGGCAGAGUUUAUUCAAAGCCAUCCUUCCGUGAAGAACAACCUGAUCGAGAUCAAUUUCGCAGAUCUGUACACUUCUCGCCUUGUCGAUGAAGUGGUCGAAUCUUUGAACAUUUUCGUUCCGGUGCUUUUGGAGUGUCAAAACUUGUCUAUAGUUAAUCUGUCGGACAAUGCUUUUGGACUCAGAACGAUUGACAGCUUGGAACAUUACAUCGCGAACGCUGUUCAAUUGCAACAUUUGAUCUUGUCCAACAACGGCAUGGGACCGUUUGCUGGUGAACGCAUCGGUAAGGCUCUUUUUAGGCUAGCACAGCAGAAGAAGAAACAGAAGAAACCCUUUUUGGAAACUUUUAUCUGUGGCAGAAACAGACUUGAGAACGGAUCUGCUCCGCUCUUGGCCGUUGGGUUGAAGGCACAUGCCGAUGGACUUAAGGUGGUCAAACUCUAUCAAAAUGGAAUUAGACCUAGCGGUGUGGCGAUCUUGAUUCGCUAUGGUUUCAGUUUCAAUCCUAACCUUGAAAUUUUGGACUUGCAAGACAACACUUUUACAACUGGCGCUUCUACGGUUCUUGCAGAUGCUUUACCAGUAUGGAAAGAAACGCUUUUGGAAUUGAAUCUGAACGAUUGUUUGCUGAAGGGCUCUGGAUCUGAUGCGGUCUGUAAAGUUUUCAAUGAAACUGCGUUCAAAGAACUUCGGGUUUUGAGACUACAAUACAAUGAACUCACGCAAGAUACUCUAUUAUCCGAGAUUAUGCCUGCCUUAGAAAAUGGCAAUUUACCUUCUUUGAGAUUGCUCGAACUUAACGGUAAUAGACUCGAAGAAGGUUCCGACGCCUUGACGGACUUAGAGCAGCUUUUUGAGGGCGAGCUAGAUGAGCUUGAUGAUUUGGAGGAAGUUGACAGCGAUGAAAGUGAAGAAGAAGAAGAAGAAGCGCAAGAAACUGAGAAACUUGUUGAAAUUGAUAUCGCGGCCCUUGAAAAGACUCUAUCGGAGUUGCGGGUCGACGAAAUUACCGAGGAAUUAGAAAAAACUCAUAUAUAA
Messenger RNA from Lachancea mirantina, 1224 nucleotides. The record is from the annotation of a GenBank genome assembly. Lineage: Eukaryota; Fungi; Ascomycota; Saccharomycetes; Saccharomycetales; Saccharomycetaceae.